Molecule: messenger RNA, 1035 nt
Organism: Aspergillus alliaceus
Lineage: Eukaryota; Fungi; Ascomycota; Eurotiomycetes; Eurotiales; Aspergillaceae
Exons: 2
Coding region: 454-954 (166 amino acids)
Source: RefSeq, a predicted model, not a curated record
GGAAUGCAUGGGGUUGAGAAGUCCGCGGACCAGUGGAUAAUUCACGCUGUCAGGGCCCUGAACCAAGUUCUUCCAGACGGUGACUUCCGUUGAACCCCCUUUUGUACUCACGACAAGAUCAUUGCCAUUACAUUACUGCAUUAUCACCUCAACUCAAAAGGAAGGUCGUCAUCGAUCCUUCCCAAGAUGGCUUGAGGGCUGAAACUUCGGAACGUUACUGUUUCACUCUUUAUUACCUGUUCAUCUGAACGCGGUGUAACCCUCUGCGUGGCUCCUUUUUUUUUUUUCCCUUUCUCUCUCUUCCCGUCCUAUUCGGGCAAAGACUUGCGGGGCCACAGGUGAUCAUACUCUCUACAACUGCUCUUCCCUAUAUCUCCAUCUACCUAUCGAUUAAAUCUAUCUCUGUAUCAACGACUUCUCGUACGGUCGGCCUGCGACGACACCCCACAAACGAUGGCGCCCUCCGCACUCGCCUCCCUCAGUACACAACUCCCCUGGAAAGAUGAAAAGCGCACUGGAUCCUCCAGAGGCCUGAACGGCGCCCCCGAAGCCGAAUCGCUCGUCGCAUCUCCCGGCCCCGUCGCUCAAGAUUACGAUCCUACGGUCGGCGCAAAGCCUUAUUCACCCUUUUACCGCCAUGCGACCCCCUCCAUCGCCGCCAUGGAGCGACUCAACGCACCGAACAAAAGCCCCAACAUUCGUACGAGUGACUUGGAAAGUGGAUGGCGACCAUCCGAUGACUCAGCGAAUCGCCGCUCCUCGAAGCUCUGGGCGAACAAGAAAAGACAUUGUGACUGGCUAAGGGGCAUGACGAGGGGUCAGAGAAUCGCGGUGAAGGCGGCGAUUGCCAUCUUGACAUUAGGCACGAUGGUGGGCAUUGCUUUGGGAAUUACAUCUGCUGUUGGGGGAGGGGUGUGGAAGUCGGAUCACCAACAGGGGACGAUCGGAUCUUGAGGGGAAGUGGGGGGUGCCGCUGGCGAUAUGCCAGUAAUUGCGUGCGGAUUCCACAAUACGUUAAACUUGCUCCCCAGGACU